Paramecium sonneborni is the source of this 483-nucleotide messenger RNA. NCBI's taxonomy places the organism in Eukaryota, Ciliophora, Oligohymenophorea, Peniculida, Parameciidae. The record is from the annotation of a GenBank genome assembly.
AUGCAUUCUGAUUAAUAAACGAAUUAAUAUAUUGAACAAUUGUAAUUUAUAAUAUCAGAAAAGGAUCAAAAAAUUUAUGAAUAAGAAUAAUAAAAUGAGAAUUUAUAAAAAAUAAUAGAUAUUUAAGAAAAGGAUUUAUAGAAAUAAAAGGAAAAUAAAUAUAAAUAAAAUGAGAGUAGUGAGAUACAAAGAUUGUAGCAAGUAGAUUAAAAAUUUUAAUAAAUAAAAGGACAUUUGCCUGCACUUAAUAUUACUCUAAAAAAUAUUUAAUAAAUAUUUGAUGCUGCUUAAUCAGAUUAAGAUUAAAUAAAUAAUUUAUCUCUAUCUUCUGUUUCAAUAGUUGAAAUGAUUCAUGAUUUUAACUAAGGUAUAGGAGAAAGUACAUAGAAGUCAUUUAAAAGUAAUACUAUAUUGACUUCUGGUCUUCUUGAGUCAAAAUAAUUAAAUUUAUCAUAAAUUUUAAACAAGAAGAGAAACUUAUGA